AUGCACUGAACUGUGCACACACAGAUCAAUGAUCUCUAUCCACUUUUAUUUUUGGUUGCUAGAGAAUCCGAAUUCCAGACAGAUUUGCUAUUAAAUAGAGGCUCUAAGGAUUUCAGGAGUAUUGUCUGCUGCUUGGUCGCCGACGUCAAGGACCCAAUUCUCUCCACGUUAUAUCAAUUGGUAUAAAGCAAUAUGGCUAAUGCACCGGCAAUUGGAAUCGAUCUUGGGACAUCUUACUCGUGUGUUGGAGUAUUCCAGAAUGGGAAGGUUGAAAUCAUUGCCAACGACGAAGGAAACAGAACAACUCCAAGCUAUGUUGCAUUUACUGAAACUGAGUGCUUGGUUGGAGAUGCAGCAAAGAACCAGGCAGACAUGAAUCCAACCAACACAAUCUUUGAUAUUAAGCGAAUCAUUGGUCGACGAUUUGAUGAUUCAUAUGUACAGCGUCUCGUGAAAACUUGGCCCUUCAAAGUUAUCAACUUUGAAAACAGACCAAAAAUUGAAGUUGAGUUCAUGAAUGAAAAGAAGACCUUCUUCCCCGAGGAGAUUAGUGCCCUGGUUUUAACGAAGAUGAAAAAGACUGCAGAGUCAUAUCUAGGAAAGAAAGUAACUGAUGCUGUUAUAACAGUACCAGCGUACUUCAAUAACUUACAAAGACAGGCAACCAAGAAUGCUGGUGUGAUUGCUGGCCUUAACGUCUUGCGUAUCAUCAAUGAACCUACUGCAGCUCAGGCUUGUAUUGCCUGUGUUCUGGACACUAAGGAAGAAGCCGAGCGAAAUAACGUGAUCCUUGACCUUGGUGGUGGAACGUUCGACGCGUCAGUAAUGACAGUUGAAUGUGGCAUCAUUGAAGUCAAGGCAACCAGAGGCAACACUCAGUUAGGCGGGAGAGACUUUGAUAACAAUAUGGUGGAUCAUUUCAUCAAGAUGUUCGUUAAAGAGUACAAGAAGGAUAUUUCCUCGGACAAGAGGGCAGUGAGUAGACUGAAAACCGCUUAUGAAACGGCCAAGAGGACACUCUGUGAUUCUGAUCAGGCAACCAUUGAACUUGAUUCACUCAUGGAGGGCAUUGACAUCCGGACAUCCAUUACACGUUCCAGAUUUGAGGAUUUGAAUAAAGUGGAUAUGAGGUCAGCCUUAGACCCUGUGGAAAAGGCUCUCCAUGACGCUGGUUUGGGGAAAAAUGAAAUCCAUAAUGUUUUCUUGGUUGGUGCCUCCACCAGGAUCCCCAUAUUCCAAGAACUGGUGUCUGAUUUCUUUAACAAGAAAUUGAACACGAGCAUGAACCCAGAUGAGGCUGUCGCCUUUGGUGCAGCACUACAAGCUGCUGUUCUAUCUGAAGACCAACCCAUGCUACCCGUAGCAGUCGAAGAUCUGCUGAUCCUUGAUGUAGCUCCUUUUACCAUCAGCCUUGAGACAGCCGGUGGUGUCAUGACUUGUCUCAUAAAGAGAAACACAACAAUUCCGACCAAACAGCAACAAAUGUUCACGACUUUUACUGACAAUCAACCAGGUGUUCUCAUACAAGUCUUUGAAGGAGAGCUUGCAUUGACCAAGGAAGAUAACCUCCUUGGAAAAUUUGAACUCUCAGGAUGGAAAUCAGCACCCAGGGGUGUCCCCCAGAUUGAGGUCACAUUUUGUGUCGACGCCGAUGGUAUCUUUAAUGUAUCAGCUACAGACAAAUCUACCGGCCGGGAUGAGGAAAUCACCAUUGACAAUGAUACCAGUGCGCUUUCAAAUGAAGACAUUGAGAGGAUGGUUGCAGAAUUGGAGAAGAUCAAAUUGUAAGAUAGAGAGGUCCAGCAUCUAGACCCGAAAUUCUCUCUGGGCUUAACUACGUCCUGAAGAGUUACACAGAGGAUGAGCAAAUAGAGGACAAGGUUGC
This is a messenger RNA of Lytechinus variegatus (green sea urchin), 1885 nucleotides long. Its product is annotated as heat shock cognate 71 kDa protein-like. Lineage: Eukaryota; Metazoa; Echinodermata; Echinoidea; Temnopleuroida; Toxopneustidae. Gene Ontology annotation, biological process: cellular response to unfolded protein; vesicle-mediated transport; protein refolding. Gene Ontology annotation, cellular component: nucleus; cytosol; cytoplasm. Gene Ontology annotation, molecular function: ATP binding; misfolded protein binding; ATP-dependent protein folding chaperone. The record is from RefSeq and is a predicted model, not a curated record. The transcript has 9 exons. The coding region runs from base 193 to 1788 and encodes 531 amino acids.